CAGAACUGUUUCACGUUGUCUUUUUUGCUGUAGGUGGACUUGUGAGCUGAGGGCUUCAAGUCCAGUGAGACUCUGGCGAAGAAGAUGAUUCAGCUGUAUAAGCUGUGCAGCAAGCAGCUUUCCCGGCAGGACCACUACGACUUCAGCAUGAGAGUCGUCAACUCUGUUAUCGUCAUGGCCGGGUCUCUGAUGCGAGAGGACCCACACCUGAGUGAGAACGUGGUGUUGAUUAGAGCGCUACGAUACUCCAACCUGCCCAAGUUACUCAAGGAUGAUGCAGAACUUAAAAUAAAAUAAAUUGAUAAAUAGUAAAGAACGCCAAAGCUUACAUAUGGAGUAUCAAAGGUCAUUAUCACAGGAUCACUGGAAUCAGGAGGAAAUAACCCUAACCCUAGGAGGAAAUUCCAGGACAAAUUAGGAAAUACAAUUAACUGACAUUUGCAAAUUCUUUGCAACUAAAAAGCUGUAAUUAUAUAACUUUUUUUAAAGCAUUUAAAGUAUAUAACAUUAGCACCUUGUAAUGUUAUACCAGAUGAAAAGUAAAGAAUCCUGGAACAUCUGAACAUCCAUAAUCUGAAAAUCUGAUUGAAAAUUGAGCCUAGUGUCAAUCGAGUCAAUCCAAUCUUUCUUGUGUGCGUUUAGCGGUAUUCUGUCGGACCUCUUUCCUGGUGUGGCCGUCCCCGAGCAUGACUACGGCGCACUUUAGUCGAACAUCGAGGCAGCUCUAUGCGCCCGCUCCCUGCAGCCCGUCUCCAGCAUGACCGCCAAUGUGAUCCAGCUGUAUGAGACCAUGCUGGUGCACCAGGGGGUCUUGCUGGUGGGCCCUACAAGAGGCGGUAAAACCACAGCGUACCGUGCCCUCGCUGACCCACUGCGCACCCUCCACGAGACAGAGGGCUGCGAGGUGAAUCCCUUCUACAAGCCCAUCGAGACCGACGUGCUCAACCCACAGUCAGUAAGCUUGGACGAGCUGUAUGGUGAAGACGACCCUCUCACACGGGAUUGGAGUGCCAUCAAACCGUCCCUCGGCAGUGACACCGCCGACACGCACAAGUGGGUGGUGAGUGACGUACCUGUGGACGUGCCUGUGGAUUGAGAAAAUUACCUCCGUGUUGGACAACAACAAGACGCUCUGUCUGGCUAAUGGUGAAAGGAUCAAGCUCACACCUUCUACACACAUGUUAUUCGAGGUGUUACCCAUCAGAGACAGGUAGCACUGGUCCUAAAAACCAUCACAAACAAGCACAAGAAUGUCAUUUCCAAGAAGAUUUUUUUUUUACAUUAAACGCGUUCCUGAUGGAAAGGUCACACACGAACGUAUCUUUAAGACUUCACUCUUUCACACGCCUAUAACGAGCGAUAAACGCAUUCGAAGCAUGUUAUAAAGCCUCCGUAAUGCAUUACGCAUAGUAUUUAAAUAAAUAUUAUUAUAAUAACAUGCACUACACUACAUUAUGCAUUAUGAAUUCUUAACGUAUUGUUAACACGUCUUUACUGUGAGCGGGAUGAUGACCAGACGCAGGCAGGCUCCCGGGUACUCAUAUCCGUAGACGUACUAAUACAGAGCCAUUCUGGCCACGCACUUAUCCAGAUCCACGUCCCAGUAUUAGCACAGCUGCUUCUGCCACUCAAAGUUACUGCUCGAGUCCACCUACGUGAACACAUACACAAAGACAUGUGAUAUAUAUACGAUCUCAUUGUAUACGAAUUGGGCAUUCUCGCUGACGAUAUAGCGUAUAAUGAGUGCAUUCAUACUGUAUAAACCUGGGAACUGAUUUGCAUAUGCACUGUUGUCAGAGCUGCAGUUAUUUUUAAAAGAUUUAUUAACAGCUUCUGACCAAUCAGAUCUGACCACACCCAUGAUUCCCUUUGCUCUGAAGAGAAGGUGUGUAGCCAUCUGUACCCUUUCAUUGACGAGCUCAGUGACGAUGUCUCUGGUGUGGACAUCCACAGUAAUGAGAGCUGUGAUGAUGCUCUGAUGUAUUUUGGGUAAGUUACCCUGAACCAGAGUGGCCAACACAUUCAGCCUCUGUAUAAACACACACACAUACAGAGUAAUACCCGUACAUUACCACAUAUUACACCAUACACCAUUAUGUCAUGUAAUCAGAGAAGGAAAUCUGAACUACAG
Messenger RNA from Ictalurus punctatus (channel catfish), 2131 nucleotides. RefSeq names its product dynein axonemal heavy chain 6. The transcript has 2 exons. The coding region runs from base 758 to 1096 and encodes 112 amino acids. Gene Ontology annotation, biological process: microtubule-based movement. The record is from RefSeq and is a predicted model, not a curated record. Gene Ontology annotation, cellular component: dynein complex. Gene Ontology annotation, molecular function: dynein intermediate chain binding; dynein light intermediate chain binding; minus-end-directed microtubule motor activity. NCBI's taxonomy places the organism in Eukaryota, Metazoa, Chordata, Actinopteri, Siluriformes, Ictaluridae.